Oncorhynchus gorbuscha (pink salmon) is the source of this 6791-nucleotide messenger RNA. Its product is annotated as rootletin-like. The record is from RefSeq and is a predicted model, not a curated record. Lineage: Eukaryota; Metazoa; Chordata; Actinopteri; Salmoniformes; Salmonidae.
AAGCGUGGCCAGGCGAAGAAUAGGAAUUGAAAGCUCUCCUCGUGGAGGAGGGAGGGGGAAUUUACAGUCUGCUAAUCCCCUUGUCCUCAAUCUUUCUCCAACAGUCCUGUAGAGGAUGGAGCAGGACGCACCUGUGGGACGUGGUAGAAAUCCUGAGAUUCCAACAAACUCACAACUUUCUAGGGUGGAGGAGAGUGUGCUGUCUGAGGAGAAGAGGCUGACGGUCAGAGGUGCCUCCCCAGAAGACCCAACUAUGUGUCUACCUGCACGGGUACGAAAGAUUGUCACCAAGAACCUCAACGAGAGCUCACCAGGAACCAGGUUCUCAGUGAUGUCUGUCCAAGAGGAGAACCGGGUGCUGCAGGUAGAGCUGGGAAGGAUGGAAGACCUGCUGGCCCAUAGCAAGGCGGACCGCGAUGAGCUGGCUAUCAAAUACAGCGCAAUCAGCGAGAGGCUAGAGCAUGCACUCUGCCUGGAGACGAGUGACGGGGAGCAGGGUUCACCAGGGUCUCGCAGCCUGGCUCAGCAGAACGUGGACCUGCGCCGGCGUCUGGAUGAGGAGCAGGCGGCCUACAAACGUAAACUCACAGCCUACCAGGAGGGCCAGCAGAGACAGGCUCAGCUGGUGCAGAAGCUGCAGGCCAAGAACACACAAAUGAGCACAAAACAGGUCCUGCAGUACAAGAAGAGGUGUGGAGACCUGGAGCAGACUCUAGUGGAGAAGUCCUCGGAGCUGGAGCGGCACAGACUGAGUGGCCGUUGUGAUCUGUCCAGCAACAGUCACCGCGGAGAAGAGGUGGAUCCAUGCUGCGACUUGGAAAAUGCUCUGAUCCGGUUGGAGGAGGAGCAGCAAAGGAGCAGCAGUCUGUCUGCAGUGAACGCCAUGCUGAGAGAGCAGUUGGAGCAGGCAGGACUGGCCAAUGAGGCACUCAGCCAGGACAUACGCAGGCUCACUGCUGAUUGGUCUAAAUCCAGGGUGGAGCUGGAGCAGAGGGAGUCUGAUUGGAGGAGGGAGGAGGAGUCUUUCCACAGUUAUUUCAGCAGUGAGCACAGUCGUCUACUAUGUCUAUGGCGACAGGUGGUGGGCUUCCUUAGGCAGGUGUCUGAGCUGAAGAGCGCUACAGAGAGAGACCUGUCUGACAUGCGUAACGAGCUGGUACAGACCUCCCACUCUAUCCAGUCAUCCUGCUCCGGCCUGUCCUCCACGAUGCGCAACCGGGAGGGAAGGACGGCCCUGGCUCUGGAGCGGGAGGUGGCGCUGCGGGGGCAGCUGGAGCUGCAGCUCAGAGAACGGGUGGCCGAGAUGAUGAGCCUGCAGACCAGGACAGACGCAGAGAGGGCCGAGCUCAACGCCAGGUGGUCAGAUGCAGUGCAAGAGUGGGAGAGGCUGAAGGGGCAGACUGAGGAGAGAGACAGAGACAUGGCCUCUCUUAUCAGGAGACUGGAGGAGCAGAAUGGCAACGAUGAGACAGACAUGCAGGUGAUGAGAGCUCAUACUGAAACACUGCUGGACACACUGAGAGACAUCGCACAGACUGUCCUAUCUGAUGGGGACUCGUCAUCAGAGGCAGACCAGGAGAACACCGGAUCCUCUAUUGGCUCUGCUCCGUGGCUCCUCCCCUCACCGCUCCUCGUCAUCACGGCGAUCCAUCUCUCCCAGACGUACUCCUCGUUGGCACCCGUCCCAGAAGCCAGCCUGUCUGCCCUGCGCUCUGUUGUCAACAGCAGACAUCUCCAGCUGCAGGAGGCCCGGGGGUGCCUGUCCUCUGCCCAUUCAUCAUUGCAGACACUGCGCAGACAGCUCGCAGAGGCGGAGUCAGCCAAGCGAGAGGCAGAGCAGCGCAGUCGGACCCUGCAGGGAGAGAGGGAUGGAUUUCAGAUAGAAAAAGACACCACGCAGAGAGAGAGAGAACGUCUGAAACAAGACAGAGACACACUGGCGAGCGAGAAGAUGGCUGUGGAGAAGGCAGCCCAGACAGCUCUGAUCAAGGCCCAGAUCCUGCAAAUGGACUAUGAAAAGCUGCAGCAGGCUGUGACGUCGGCCCAGAGAGAGAGGGAUCACGAGAGAGAGGAGAAGGAGGCCGUUCUGCAGGAGAGAGACCGAGCCGAGGCUGAGACCGAAAAAGUUCAGAAGCAGUGGGAGCAGAGUGAGAGCCGGGCGUCUGUCCAGCGAGGGGAGCUGUCUGUAGUGAGAGAGACCCACCACCAGGCAGAGGUAGAGAAGCAGCUGCUGGAGGGGGAGAAGGUCCAGCUCACUGAAGCUCUGAACCGGGCUGAGAGCACUAAUGCAGAGCUCUCUCUGCUGGUCAAUAAGCUUCACUCUGAGGAGGCUGCCCUCCAAGACUCUCUGGCCAAGAUGGGCAGCAUGAACGAGGGCCUGGCCCAGGACAAGUCUGACCUUAACUCCAUCAUCUGCCAGCUGGAGGAGGAGAAGGUCCAUCUGCAGGCCCAGAAGCGUGAGGCGGAGCAGGAGAAGCUGACCAUCAGAGAUGAGCUGGUCCGAGUGGAGCAGGACAGACUAGAGCUGGACACCGCCCGCCUCGCCCUCCACCAAUCACUGCAAGAGUCUGAGCUGAGCAGGGUGGUAAUGGAGGCGGAGCUUCAGAGUCUCCGGGCAGAUAGAGUGAAGCUGCAGGACAAAGUCACUCAGUUGUGUGGCGAGGUGAGCUCUCUGGGGGCGGAGUUGGGCAUGGCCCGGGGUGAGGAACAGAGGCAGGGUGUGGCCCUGGAGGAAGUAGGACGGGGCAGAGUGGAGCUGGCUAGAGAGAGAGCGGGGCUGGUGGUCCAGCUGACUGCGUCAGAGAGAGAGAACAUCAACCUGACUGAGGAGCUGGCCACAUUCAGGUCGGAGCGGGAGGCCCUGGAAACCAGCCUGUUUGAGGAGCAGCAGCAGCUGGUGCAGCUGGAGUCUGGCAGAGAGCGGCUGGAGACAGAGAUCCAGAGCCUGCGUCUGCGCUGUGAGACAAAUACUGCGGAGCUGAGGCGUGUGCGUGCCGAUGGGGAGAAUGCACUGGCACAGAGUGAGAGGGAGAGAGAGGCUCUGAGCCAGGCCCUGAGCAGCACCCAGCAGGAGUUCCAGCAGGCCCUACGCACCACCAUCACUGACCACCAGGAGGAGGCAGAGAGACUGACCGCUGAGAAGGAGGCCCUGCGUCACAGUCUGGAGUCUGAACAGGAGGGGGCGCUACGCCGAGUCAGACAGGAGGCCGAAGAGCAGGUCCUCAGAGCCGAGAGAGACCGGGAAGACCUGAGAGAUGAAGUGAGGAGUCUGCAGCACGACAGAGACCAGAGUCUGCUACAGGCAGAGACAGAGAAACAACAGAUGCUGUCCCAGAAGGAAGCAGAGAAGGCUGUGCUGUCUGAGAGAGUGUCCAUCCUGCAGGCAGAGCUGGGUACUGCAGCCCUGGAGCUGGACAGACUAGCCAGAGAGGCAGCUCAUUACAAAGACCAGGAGAGGGCCUCAGUGGGAGCUCUGACCAUUGAGUUACUGGAGCUUCGCUCUCAGCUGGAGGAUGCUGACAGUGUUCAUGAUCGGGAGCUACACAGGCUGCAGGAGAACUGCACUGACCUACAGACACAAACAGACAUUGCACUCAAAGAGUUGGAGGAGUGCAGAGCUUCUCUCUCAGCCAGUGAGGAGAGCCGAGACCAGGUGAGGCGGGACAUGAUGGAGAUGGAAAGGCGCAUCAACCAAACCCGGGACACUGGAGAGGGGUACAGAAGGGACGGGGUGGAGCUACGGCGCACCCUCGGUGAUGUCACCAAGGAGAGAGACACUCUCAGCCUAUCAAAUGCCCAACUGAGAGAGACACUGAGAAGUGCAGAUACUGAAAGAAUCAGUGUAAAGCGUCAGUGUGAGGAGAAGGAGCACCGGCUGGCUGUUCUGGAGGAGAGCCUGUCGUCUGCCCAGAGAGAGGUGGCUGAACUCCGCAGCUGUUUGAGAGAGGUUGAGAGGUCACGACUGGAGGCCCGGAGAGAGCUGCAGGAGAUACGGAGACAGGUGAAGGUGCUUGAUGGAGAGAAGGAACAGAAAGGGAAGGAGGUGGCUGAGCUGCAGACACGUCUCUCCCUGGAGGAGCAGAGAGAGGAGGAGAGAGGGAGGGCGAUGUUCUCUCUCAAACAGAAGCUGGUCGAGGCUGACACAGCCAUGACCUCCAUCAAGAAAGAGCUGUCCAUCCUCCAGAGGCGUCUGACAGAGUCAGAGUCAGGCUGUCGGGGCUGUGAGAGGGAGCUGACGGCCCAGCUGCAGGAGGCCCGGGGCUGUGAGAAGAAGCUCCAAGAUGAGGCCAGGAACCUGUCCCUGCGGGCCCAGACAGCCCAGGACUCCCUCACACUGUCUAGCCUGCAGCUCAGCGAGGCCCAGGGCCGCCUGGCAGCCACCGAGGCAGAGCUGGCCCGGUCCGAGGCCGGACGCAGGGAGCUGGAGUUCCGCCUGGGCAGCCUGCAGUCGGCGCUGACCCGUACACUGGGCAUCGGAGUGGGAGGCCGGAGCAGUGCCAGCUGGGGCAGGAGCCCCAGGGGGAGCUCCCCAGCAGCAUCCCACAGCAGCAUCACACGUCACCGUAGCCUCUCGCCCCUACGCUGCUCACUGUCGCCCCCUAAAGAUUUUGGAGGUUCGACCCCUGACAACACGUUGGGCUGCUCCAGGCAGAUCUCCCCAGAACGGGGUGACACGCCCCUCCCCAUGCCUCUGCCUGAGCUGGACCCUGAGACGCUGCGCUGCGGCCUCAGAGACUUCCUCCAGGAGCUCCGAGACUCUCGGAGAGACAGGGACGAGGCUCGCUGCCAGUUGGGGGCGCUACAGAGUGUGCUGGAGGAGAUGACGGGGGAGAGAGACUCCGCCCAGAACCACCUUUCUCAGCUACACAACACACUGCAGGAGUGCCAGGAGGGUAAGCGUGGUGUUGACGGGCGUCUGAGCUCCACCCAGGCCAUGCUCCAGCAGCAGGAGGAGACGGUGAGGAGGGGAGAGAGGGAGAGGAGGGCCCUCACUGACAGAGUCAAGGUUCUGGACAGAGCCCUGCAGACUGCAGAGACUGAGAGGAAACACACACAGGACCAGUUGAGUAAGCAGCGUGCGGGCGAGGUGCGUCUGGAGGCUGAGCGGAGGAGACUGCAGGAGGCCCUGGAGACUGCCGAGGCCCGGGGGACCAGGGUGGAGCUGGGGAGACGCAGCCUGGAGGGGGAGCUGCAUAGACUCAAACUGAGCCUCGGGGACAGGGAGGCUGAGAGCCAGGCCACCCAGGAGCGCCAUGACGUACUACUCAAACAGGUGGCGGAGGGGGAGAGCCGUGUGACGUCGCUCCAGAGAGAGGUGGAAAGGCUGAGCCAAGCUCUGUCUAAAGUCCAUGAAGGAGAGGCCUGUCUCAGAGAGAAGACCCAGAACCUUUCACAGAGCCUCCAGGAGGCCACGGCUGCCCACAGCGCCACACAGGGGCGCCUGGUCGCACUGCAGAAGACCCUGGGGCUGGCCGAGCAGGACCGCAGGCAUCUACAGGAACGAGUGGAUGUAGCUCGGGCCUCCCUGGCGGAGGGGAAGAGAGGCAUGGUGGCCCUCACUGAGCGAGUGCAGAGCCUUCAGACUGAGCUGACCCAGAGCGAGCUGAGACGAGGAGAGCUGGAGGCAGAGCUGGCCCACACACAGGAGGCCCUGCAUCAACGGUCCACCAGUCUGACAGAGGCCCAGUACAGUGCCCAGUCAGCCCAGGCAGAGAGAGCGGCUGCAGAGGAGAGGCUGCGGGGGCUGCAGAGGGCCGUGGCCGUGCUGGAGACCGAGAAGAAAGAUGCGGAGAGACAGGCUGUCCGCCUGGAGAAGGACAAAAAUGCAUUGAGAAAUACACUGGACAAGGUGGAGCGUCAGAAGCUGAAGACUGAGGAGGGUAGCAUGCGUCUGUCUGCAGAGAAGGGCCUCCUGGAUCGCUCCCUCACCACUGCCGAGCAGGAGCUGCAGAACGCACAGAGACAGAUAGCACUGCUACAGGCCCAGCUGGCUGAGAUGGAGCAGUCCCACAGUGAGAGUGAGAGCUCUGUCCUCCAGCAUGAUGAGGUGCUGCGUGAGGCGGAGAAGCUGAGGGUCGCCCAGAGGGAGUUAGAAAGGAUUCUGGCUGCCCGGGACAGAGCACACCGCCACCGUGUCAAAGGCCUGGAGGAGCAGGUGUCCACUCUGAAGGAGCAGCUACAGCAGGAGAUGAGCCGUAGACAGCCCUCUCUACCCACCUCCCUCAUAUCUGGGGGGAACUGAGCACUGAGCAGCGCUCCCUGUGUCCCUCCAUGGGUACUACAGCCCACUAACAGCUCCAGAACCAGUAUCACAUCAUCAGCUCCUCUGUCUUGACACACGCCUCUCCUCCUACUCAGGGAGAAAGUCAGCGACACCACGGGAGGAGACUGUGGGUGAUAAAAGUGUCAUCCAGCACAACAGAGGAAUGAGAUCCUCAUCUCUGCCAGUAUAUACAGUUGACCAGGGUUCCCUUCCACACACACCAGCAUACAAUGGGAGAACAGUCUGAGUCACUGUUUGAGCACUAGGCAACAAAUUGAUCCUAUGAAGAAACUACUGUACCGUCCAUCUUGCUAGUAUUUGGUUGAGAUUGACCCAACUAGUUUGCCUGGACUAAUAGAUGGACACUAUUAUAUGUAGAGCACGUGAUAUAUAGACAUGAGAUGAAAUAUUUAUGCACUGUAUGUGUGUACUGUUUGUGAUUUUAGAUGUGUGUAUACUGAACAAAAAUAUUAAUGCAACAAUUUCAAAGAUUUUACUGGGUAACAGUUCAUAGAAGGAAAUCAGUCAA